CAAAAGCACAGCAGUGAACCAUCUUUAAGGUUAAAAGAAAGGGAAAAAAAAAUCGUUAUAAAAUCCGAUUCUGGGCUCCUUUGUUCCUUAGAAAACCAAGAAUUCAAGAAUUUCUGUUUGAGAAAAAUCUUCUAAGAGACAAAUCGAUCAUGGAGGAGCCUGUCAAAGAGCAACCGCAUUCUGCUCCUUUUGCUGGGAGUGCAGGGAAGUCGAAGCUACGGUAUCCUCUCCGAUCCUCGAUGAAAUCAAAGGAGGAGAAGCCUCUGGCGGGUGAUUUGUCCAAUUCUUCUUCAUCCAGAAGGGGGAGAGCAACACCAAGUGUGAGUAAGAGUGUGGGUGUUCUUGAUCUUUCCAAGGAGAAAUCUGCUAAGCCACCCAGAAGGCUCUCUAUCCCAACCAAAUCAACUGUCACACCAUCUCCAAAAUUUGUUGGGACAAUCACUCCUAUCUCUGAGGCUAGAGCCAAGAAAUCUACCAAUGUUCAGGGCAAAAGCGUCACACCUCUUUCUGACGCGUCUAGAUCAGCAACUCGAAGGAGGUUCAGCGUGCUGUCAUCAGCUUCAUAUUGGCUGUCGCAGAUUAAGCUCUCUGAAUCAGCUUCUAAGCACUCAGUCUCACUUGGGUUUUUCAAACUUGCCUUAGAGGCUGGUUGUGAGCCCCUUCAGAGAAUGCGUGAUGAGCUUAGAUCCUAUUUACGUCGCCAUAAUCUUGGUGAAAAUGAUGAAGCUAUAAUGGAACUACUUAAAAGCUAUAAUGUUUCAGAAAAUUCAGAUCAACCACAGGUGUCCGAAACCUUUUCUCAAUUGCCUGAGGAGGGGACUCGGUCAUCUGAUGACGAGGUUCACAGCGUUUCUUCUGUAGUGGGAUCUAGGAAACUGAAACCCAAGUCCUUGAAUACUGAUGCUGCUCACGUUUCAUCAGUUGCCGAAUCAGCAAAAGAGGCUACCCCAAAGACUAAUCCUGUAACCAGGAAUAGGGCUUUGAAUAAGAACAGUUCAAAUUCAAGGUCUGUUUCUGACACUGGGAGUCGUAAGGUUCAGAAGAAAACUCAGAAGACAACCAGGCAAGAGCCUGUUAAAGGAAAGGACAGGACUAAGAGACAUGGGAUCAAAUCAGCUAACGAAGAAGGUCAAGUUAGCCCUACAGCUGCAGGUGAGACUGCUGAAGAGGACAAAGAAAAUAUGGAUGCUCCUUUGACAGAAGAAAUCAGCGCGACUGGAGAGAUGUAGGCAGUGUGGUGCGCAAAUAUGCUAAACCAUAUUUGUUUCCAUCCCCAGCUGGAUUCCUUUUUGUUAAUCGUGGUUGUGAUAUCAUAUGUAUAGGGGUUAAAGUGAAGUGUUCCAAUCUGGUGUGAAGUCAAGACCUCCUGUGUUUUUUCUUGGGUUGUUGCUUUAAACUGGAAUUGUUUGUGUCUAGUAUUAUACAAGGACUUGGGAUACAAAAUUGUAUCAAAUCAUUCCAACUUAUUCGUUGUUUUCGAGGAUAUGAUUGACACAAAAGCUUGUUUGAUCUGAA
Messenger RNA from Theobroma umbraticum, 1515 nucleotides. RefSeq names its product microtubule-associated futsch-like protein. NCBI's taxonomy places the organism in Eukaryota, Viridiplantae, Streptophyta, Magnoliopsida, Malvales, Malvaceae. The record is from RefSeq and is a predicted model, not a curated record.